AUGACGAUUGGUACUAUUUAUGCGAUUACUUUAACAGAAGUAAAGAAAGUAUUGAAUGAUCCAAAAUUUUGGAUACGAGAAAUAUCUUGGAAAAAUCAAACUUUGGGUGCGGCGCUACCUCUUCCAUCUCAAGGAUUAUCGUAUGCGAAUGAAGAAGAUUUAAUAAUGAAAGGAAGACCUAAAGAAUUCGAAAGUGAUUAUUGUCUUGUCGGAAUUGUUAAACAAAAAUUUUAUAACAAAUGUUCAAUACCUUCCAAAUGCAUACAAAUAAUAAUGAAUAAAGAUAAUCCAAAAGGAUAUCCUCUUACGCAUAGAUUACUUAUUAUACAAACUUUAAGAGCAAUGGGAUGUAAGGAAAAUCAAAUGGUACCUUUUUUAAAAUUGUUACCUAUUUAUUGUUCUCGUAUUCUUCAAGAUAUGAUUGAUAUUGAAGCGAUUGGAUUUCCUUAUAAUACGCGAGAUCUGUUAAUGGAACAAGUUGUUUUAUGUGGAUCAGAAGGAUAUUUGGAAUUCAUGGAUAAACAUUAUGAGAAUUUAAUUUUAAGCUGGUCUCAUCCUAGUGGUUGUUACAGUGCAUUUGGUUAUGGAGAAUUUAUACCGAAAAGUAAUAUGAAUACCGAUUUUGGAUGUGACAGCCAUGCUACAGGUCUUGCAGCUGCAAGUUUAGCAUUAUUUAUUCGCAAAGAUGUAGAAACAGCGUUUCAAUGA
Messenger RNA from Vespa mandarinia (Asian giant hornet), 708 nucleotides. Its product is annotated as UPF0764 protein C16orf89 homolog. NCBI's taxonomy places the organism in Eukaryota, Metazoa, Arthropoda, Insecta, Hymenoptera, Vespidae. Gene Ontology annotation, cellular component: membrane; cytosol. The record is from RefSeq and is a predicted model, not a curated record.